AUGAAGAACGCAGAGUUCCGACCAAAGCUGAACCCGGCUGAUAAGCCCUUCGAGUUCCCCUCAAAAAGCGGGAGGUCUUUUAUGCUCAAGGAUUGUUUCAAACCUCAAUUCACCAUUGCCAUUGGAUCAUUCAUCCAAGCAGCUCUUUGUGCCAUUCUUCCUUUCCGUUGGGCAAUCGUGCCGUCAGCAGCCGUUCUACUCAACUCUAUCAUCACCACUCUCAUACAAGUACGCAGUACAAAGCCCAGCGAGUAUAAUGAAGCCAUCAUACCUGGCCGAGUAACCGCACAACUUCCGUUCUCUUCCGGGACAUUUGGCUCCAAGCCCGCAGCGAAUUCUGUUGUGGUCUUCCAUCUCGGCUUCCAGAUAAAUCAUCCUCUCGGUCUCGCCGCACCAGGCAUGAGAGAAAUAGGAGAGAACUUCACAGCGAUCUUGAAGGAUCUAGAGUCAAAUCGAGAAGAAUACGGACUACUCACAAGUUCGAGCUGGCGAGGCGAUGAGCGCAGUAGUAACAACACACUUCUCAACAUUUAUUACUUCCGUGACAUGGAAGGUCUGCAACGCUUCGCCCAUGGAGAUAUCCACCGAAAGGUGUGGGACUAUAUGAACAAGACGAAGCCAAAGCACAUUGGGAUCUUCCACGAGACGUAUUCUGUUCCUGCGCGGGCAUACGAGAACAUCUACGUCAACUGCCACCCUGUGAUGAUGGGUCGUGCAUCAGUGAAGACGACGCCAGCGGGUGAAGAGGAUGAGAGGUGGACGAAUGCACUAGUCAGCGCUGAUGUGCCUGCGAUGAAGACACAAUAUGCGAGAAUGUCGAGGGAUGAACAGGGGAGUCUGAAGGAGACGUGA
Fusarium pseudograminearum CS3096 is the source of this 852-nucleotide messenger RNA. RefSeq lists its product as uncharacterized. The record is from RefSeq and is a predicted model, not a curated record. The transcript has 2 exons. Bases 1 to 852 code for a protein of 283 amino acids. NCBI's taxonomy places the organism in Eukaryota, Fungi, Ascomycota, Sordariomycetes, Hypocreales, Nectriaceae.